Molecule: messenger RNA, 1911 nt
Organism: Cladocopium goreaui
Lineage: Eukaryota; Dinophyceae; Suessiales; Symbiodiniaceae
Source: the annotation of a GenBank genome assembly
AUGCCGGAAGAUCUCUGGGGAGACUUGGAGAGUUUGAACCAAAGUUUGAAGACUUUGGAUUCAGAUCUCAGUCAUCUCAGUGGCACGCACUCCCUGGUCUUGGAAUUUCUGGGCCGAGCGGAUUUCCAGGUCAAGGUCCGAGGUCAUCGCAUCGAGCUUCAGGAAAUCGAAGAGGCGGCCAGGCAAAUUCAUGAAAGGCAGCCCCAUUGCCAUUCUGUUCGAAAUGUGGUGGUCAUGGUGAUCAAUCAGAAGCUGGUAGCCUUUGUAACCCCCGAGACGGUGGAUGUGCUGCAACUUGCUGAAGCUUUGCGAAACGUCUUGCCCAAGUACAUGGUGCCUGAUCUCAUCUUUGCGCGGGAUCAGUUGCCCUUAACGGCCAGUGGAAAGGUGGACCGGAAAGCACUGGAGGGAUCUGUAAAUUUGAAAAGGCCGGGGCGAGAAAUCCGUGAACCUCAGAGUGAGAUGGAGAAGAUUGUUCAUGAUGUAUAUCAGACAGUCUUGGGCUUAGAGAAGCUGAGCGUUGAUGAUGAUUUCUUUGAGCUGGGUGGCCAAUCCCUGGCGGCCAUGCGUCUGCAAAGCCUCCUGCACACCGGCAAUUUGCUGAUCACCUUGCCUGAAAUCUUUGAGCUCCGAACAGCUGCCAGGAUUGCUGAACGUUUGGAUCACGGAGCUGCUGCUGUACCUGCGUCCUUGGAACAAGAUCGCUCCGACGACAGUGGCUCCAACGAUUUGCUGCCAGGCUCCGAAGCUCUUGCGUCCUUUGAGCAGCAGCGCUUCUGGGUGAUGGAACAAUUGGGUGCAAGCACUACGUAUUCCAUUCCCUUCGCCUACCGUUUGUCGGGUCAGCUACACGUGGAGCGCCUGAGCGCUGCGUUUUUGGCGCUGCUUCAGCGCCACGAGGCGCUGCGCACGGUGCUGAGAGAGGAAGGUGGGGAACUGCGUCAGCGCAUUCUCGCUGUGGAGGAAGUGCCGUCGAUUGCGAUUCACGACUUCCGGCACUUGGAGGGUAAGGAACGGGAAGCCCAGAGGAAGGCUAGGGAGGAGCUGCUGUCCAAAGACAUGGCUCAACCUUUUGAUCUCUCCAAGAGUCCCCUUCGUGUUCAUCUCAUCCAAGAGAGCACCAGCGAUGGGGAGCAAACGCUGCUCUAUGUCAAUGUGCACCACGUGGCUUUUGAUGGGGGUUCCCUGAGAUGCUUUGAGCGGGAUUUGUGGGCCUUGUACAGUGCGCAACAACUUCCAGCACUGAAGCUCCGCUACCGUGACUUUUCACAAUGGCAGCGCAGCCGCGCUCUGGAAAACUCCAGCCGAAUGGCGCAUUGGCAGGGAAGUUGCUUUCAUUUGAAGCUGCCCACGGAUCAUCCGCGGAAUCCUCCUUGCGGUCCUCCCUCCCAGCUGGUUUCCUUCGCCCCUUGUGGUGCUAACAUCCAGCGCAUCGCGGUGGAACAUCGAUGCACGGAGUUUGCAGUGCUACUGGCAGUCUAUGGUGUGUUGUUGGGCCGACAAUGUCAUCAAAAGGAACUGGUGAUUGGCAUUCCCGUGUCCCAGAGGCGGGAAACCUCAAAAUGCGAUGAGCUUGGGGCUUUGGGUUUGCUGUUUCGGUCGUGGAGUCCAAUUGUGGGAUGCCAACCUUUUUAUAUGCCGAUGUACUUUUUCUAUGUGAACUCCCCCGAAAUGUCAGGGAAAGGCCUAGAGGAUGGAGGCUCCACCUUCAACAAACACUUCGUGCUGUUCAAAUUUGUGAGGCAAAGCUCUGGUUGCGACGAAGUCAUCGGUUGCUUUGCGAACACUGUGCCGGUUCGGGUCACUUUGAUGGACUCUGCGGGAGAUCGCUCCUUCCAGUCAAUCUUAGGCUCGGCUGGGAGAGGAAAAUGGGAAGUAAAAAAGCAAACAGGGCCCAGCUGCUGCGGCUGA